AUGCCGCUCACCAAGGACGUCGUCAAGUUUGGCUCCUUUGUCGUCACCAACCAGGUCUUCCACCUAACACGCCUGUCCUUUGCCAUAGUCAACCUCAAGCCACUACUGCCCGGCCAUGUCUUGGUUUCGCCGCGUCGGGUCGUGCCACGUUUCAACGAUCUAUCCGCUGCCGAAGUGCAAGACCUCUUCCUGACUGUACAACGCGUAUCCCGCAUGGUGGAGCGAGUCUUCAGUGCCUCGUCUCUCAACAUCGCCAUACAGGAUGGCGUCGAUGCAGGCCAGAGCGUGCCUCACGUUCAUGCACACAUCAUUCCUCGCAAGAAGGACGACCUAGAAGAGAAGGGCGGCACAGACGCUAUAUACGCCAUGAUGGAGAGCGAGGACGCAGACCUCAGUAAGCAGCUAGCCAACAAGGAGAGGGCAGCCGGGGCAGGUCUCGCUGAAGAAGAGAGAAAGAGUCGCUUUCCUGCUGUGGACAACGAUAGCCGCAAGCCCAGGAGCGACGACGAGAUGCAGAAAGAGGCCGAAUGGCUGGCAGAGGAGAUGGCCCGCGACGAACAAACCGCAGGGACUGCAUAA
Molecule: messenger RNA, 579 nt
Organism: Alternaria ethzedia
Lineage: Eukaryota; Fungi; Ascomycota; Dothideomycetes; Pleosporales; Pleosporaceae
Exons: 2
Coding region: 1-579 (192 amino acids)
Molecular function (GO): catalytic activity
Source: RefSeq, a predicted model, not a curated record